AUGCCACCUCAGGAAGCAAUGAUGGAAACCUAUCAACGGACCGCCCAGAUCCCGUGCACCCGCGCGGGGUCCAGGAUGACCGUCGGUAGUCUGAGGAAAGCUGGAGACGUUCUCCACAAUCAGCGAGAGCUCGGGAGGUCGGAGGAAGUCAAGUCAGGCCUCUUGACGACCCUAGUGGUAGGGGAAAGGAAAGCACAAAAACAAAGUAAAACAAAUAAAUUAGAUAAGGGUAAAUACGUGCCUCGGAGAGAAGGUAAAUAGCUUGUUGGAGAAGCCAGUCAAGGAAGCCCAACUGAAAGGGCCAGGUGCUAAACUAACAAUGCCCAAGAUGGACACUAGAAAGGCAGCUAAAGGGUUAGUUGCUAAAGGUAAGGAAAAUGUGCUCCCCUGUUGGCGUCCGAGCACUGAUCCCUGCUUGUGUGUAAAUACCCUUGGAGAUGUGCCGUCGCUGGGUUUUGCAACCGUGGUUGUGUGUCCGGGAAACUUCAUAAAAGCUUUGCCCUUAAUUGCAUGAGGUCUAGGGCCUUCACCCCUCCAAUCAUAUUUAUUUACCCGUAUAAUGGUGUCCUCUUAAUAGUAUGGUAGCAGUGCUUGUCUGGACACCCACCUACCUUCCUAUCAAUAGUGGGUACAGAGCUCUCCUCAGUGAUAUUCUUCAUCCAUCUAUGCAUCAUCUGCCUGCCACCCGAAGGUUAUUGUACCAAUGGUAUAUAUUCAGGAAUAGGGUAAAACAAUAGCCAACUUAAUGCACCCUCUUAUUGAGCUUGGAAGGGAUCACCUUCCACUCUACUAGUCACAGAAUCUGAUAGGAUUAAAUCAGUGUCAGCAUAGACUGGUCUCCCAUACCAGUUUGAGCCAGAGUCAGGUCAGUCUAAUUAGUUUUAUAUAUUUGUCAUGGGCAGUGAAUAUCAUCCUAGAGUAAUCUCAUCUCUGACUCCAGAGAUGGACCAGGAACAUAUAUACUGAAGCAUAAGGAUAUGCACCUAAGAACACUAGAUAAUAGUGCAAUAUGCAGGUUAUCACAUACUUGGUUUGAGACAAAACCAACUGGUUAGCAGAACCUAAAACAUGCUGACCCCUGAUCUCACUGUCAGACUGGCAUCUGUAUGAGCCGUGUAAUAGUUAAAAAAAAUGGAAUAAUUAUACAGGAUAUUGCAGAAGCAUUAAAUGCAUUAUAGAAACAACCCACAUUGAACCCCCAGAAGCAAGAUACUUUGUAUUCAUCAGAAAUACAUAUUGUGCUACUAUAUUUUAAGCCACUGAGCAGAUGCAAAGCCAGAAUGCCAGCAAGGGAAAACAAACUUGCGGUCCGAUCACCGUGUCUGGAGGAGGGGCCGAGAGCAGGCGUACCCUCCUCUCACCGGUCGGACGCACGCGGCGCUAUGAAGAAGACGGCAGUGGUGAGACGGCCACGUGUGUGAGUGGACCUGCCCGCCGGGUACUCGCGUCCGACCGUAAGAAACCCCAGGCGCCGGCAGGCUCAUACUGGAGCUCGGGGAGUCAGAGAAGGCAGCCAAGCGGCUAG
Molecule: messenger RNA, 1525 nt
Organism: Pelobates cultripes (western spadefoot toad)
Lineage: Eukaryota; Metazoa; Chordata; Amphibia; Anura; Pelobatidae
Source: the annotation of a GenBank genome assembly